CUCUCUCCAAAUUACCUCUCUUCUUUCUUUCUGUCACUGCCACAGAAGCUCAGUCUCUUCACCCAUGGCUUCCACCCCGUCCUCCAUGGCUUCAAUCUCUCUCCUCCUCCUCUCUCUGUCCCUCCUCUUCCAAACCCACCUCUCUCUCCCCCCCUUCGACGACUUCCACGACCUCCUCCCUCCGUACGGCUUCCCGAAGGGCCUCAUCCCCUCCACCGUCAAGUUCUAUUCCAUAUCAGAGUCCGGCGAAUUCGACAUCCACAUGCACCACUCCUGUUACGUUCAGUUCAACAGGCUUGUCUUCUACGACAAGAAGAUUAGGGGCCGUAUCGAAUAUGGGUCCGUCACCAAUGUCACCGGGAUUCAAACCAAGAAGCUCUUCUUUUGGGUCCCUGUCACCGGAAUCGAUUCCGCAUUAGGGUUCCUUCGGUUUCACAUCGGUCCCUUGUCGGAGAAGCUGCCGGCGAAACAGUUCGAAAUGGUCCCCAUUUGUAAGCACAAGGUUUUGACUCAGGCCUUUGAGAGGUGAACCCUACCUCAUCCCCAUGGCCUCCAGCCUCACAUUUAGUUUAGAUUUUUCACUUUCAUUCACUUAUGGGUAAGGACAAAUUGGUAAUUUGAUUUCAUCUUGUCGAGUGAUUAGUUAAAUUAUCAAUUUGAUCUAAAAGGUUAAAUAGUUAGAUAAUAGAAAUUAUUUGAUAUUAUGUAUAAUGACUAGUUAUGAAGGGACUUUUUUUGAUUUUAUAGGUAGGUCCAAUCUAUUGCUCUUUCCUUACCCCUAUUUAUUUUUAGGGGUCGGACCAUAGGUACAACUUUUGUAACUUUGUCGAAUAUUCGUAGAUCCGAUGGUUUGUAUUUGAAAGGUUGCAAUUUCUUAACUAUUGUAGUUUCUAGUCUAAUGGUUUAAUUUAAUACAUUCUUUGUUUUUA
This is a messenger RNA of Vitis riparia (riverbank grape), 929 nucleotides long. RefSeq lists its product as uncharacterized. NCBI's taxonomy places the organism in Eukaryota, Viridiplantae, Streptophyta, Magnoliopsida, Vitales, Vitaceae. The transcript is spliced from 2 exons. The coding region runs from base 65 to 529 and encodes 154 amino acids. The record is from RefSeq and is a predicted model, not a curated record.